Messenger RNA from Cynara cardunculus var. scolymus (artichoke), 1444 nucleotides. RefSeq names its product glucan endo-1,3-beta-glucosidase-like. Gene Ontology annotation, biological process: carbohydrate metabolic process. NCBI's taxonomy places the organism in Eukaryota, Viridiplantae, Streptophyta, Magnoliopsida, Asterales, Asteraceae. Bases 8 to 1309 code for a protein of 433 amino acids. The transcript is spliced from 3 exons. The record is from RefSeq and is a predicted model, not a curated record. Gene Ontology annotation, molecular function: hydrolase activity, hydrolyzing O-glycosyl compounds. Gene Ontology annotation, cellular component: plasma membrane.
AGAAGCAAUGGGGAUUUCAAAACACUUAUCACUCGCCCUCUUAUUACUCUUCCUCCCCGCCGUAUACUCCAUCGGCGUUAACUACGGCACCCUCGGCGACAACCUUCCACCACCGUCUCAAGUUGCUCACUUCCUCAAAUCCCGUACCAUCAUCGACCGUAUCAGGAUCUUCGACGUCAACCCUGAUAUCAUCAAAGCUUUCGCCAACACCGGCAUCCUCGUCUCCGUCACCCUCCCCAACGGCGAGAUCCCUUCUCUUACCGAUCCUCGCAACGCCCGCCGAUGGAUCGAUACCAAUAUCAAACCCUUCUACCCAGCCACCAAGAUCCACUACAUCUGUGUCGGCACCGAGGUGCUCCACUGGGGCCCUCAAAACCUUAUCGACAACCUCGUUCCGGCGAUGAAGGUGCUUCACGCCGCACUCGUUAAAGAAGGUUUUGGAGAUAUUAAGAUUUCUACUCCACAUUCACUGGGUAUCCUUCUCUCAUCGGAUCCACCCAGCAACGCUUCUUUCCGACCUGGAUGGGAUGUCGGUAGUCUAGCUCCGAUGCUCGAGUUUUUGAAAGAAACCAAAUCCGGGUUCAUGGUUAACCCGUAUACUUACUUCGGGUACUCCCCGGCGAAUGCCAACUUUUGUCUCUUCAAACCCAACGCCGGAUUGUUCGAUAAAGCCACCGGAAUAACGUAUACAAACCAGUUUGAUCAACUAAUGGAUGCUGUGCACGUGUCGAUGAAGAAGCUAGGUUACCCAGAUGUCGAAAUCGUGGUGGCGGAGACAGGAUGGCCAUCAGGCGGCGACCCGGCAAACGUCCACGCGAAUCCUGUAAAUGCGGCGGCGUAUAUUGGUGGGUUAAUGAAGAAAGUUAACUCCGGCGACGGAACGCCGUUAAUGCCGGGACGGAAAUUCGAGACGUACAUCUUUGCAUUGUUCAACGAGAAUUUGAAAGGGCCAUCGUUGGAUGAGAAGAAUUUCGGGUUGUUCCGACCCGAUCUCACUCAAGUCUACAAUGUUGGAAUAGAGCACGCACCACUGGCUCCUUCUCCGUCACCGAUGGCCGCCGCAGCCGAUGGACCCAACUCCUCCGCUGCCGAUGCACCGAAAUCCGCCGCCAGUCCUUGGAGAGAUGCUCCUUUCUUUAAUAAAACCAUCCCUUCCACCGGCUCACCGGCGAAAGCUCCACCAACUUCUUCCACCACCACCACAAACACCAAUGUUCGUGCUACAUCUCCAGGAGCCACCAACGCCAAUGUGGUUUUAUCCACCAGGUCUGCGGUGGCGAUCAUUUUAGCCGUGAUUUUGUUGGUGUAGAUUAUAUAUGUUUUCUAUAAUGUUUUGUGAUAUCGCGGCUUACUAGAUUUACUAGAAAACGUUAGAGACGUAGUCACGGAUUCUUUUGGGACUUGUAACUUAACUAUUUAUGCAUCGAUGAUUAGUUUAUUGCUA